This is a messenger RNA of Meloidogyne enterolobii, 950 nucleotides long. The record is from the annotation of a GenBank genome assembly. NCBI's taxonomy places the organism in Eukaryota, Metazoa, Nematoda, Chromadorea, Rhabditida, Meloidogynidae.
UAUUUCUUUGUAUUUUUAUGGAUACUUUAAUGCAUCAAACGUUGAUUGAUGUUAAAAACAACCAUACUGAUAUUAAAAUAGCUGAAGUACUUUUUUCCCCUGCAUGGGACUUGGAGAGGACUACAAAAUUUAUGCAAAACAUUUGGGUACCUUUUGCCUACAAAUUAACUCUUGUAUAUUUAUGUAUUGUUUAUUUUGGUCAAAAAUGGAUGGCUACAAGGAGAGCCGUUGAUAAUGGAACAAUGAAUAUUGUUUUAGCCCUUUGGAAUUUUGGAUUUUCUUUUUUUAGUGGUUAUGCUGCUUGGUGUUUACUGCCCGAAUUAUUACAUGUUAUUGAACGUCGAGGAUUUAUUGGUUCUUAUUGUGAUAAUGCUAAUUAUUAUACUGAUCCAAUUACUGGAUUUUGGGGAUGGAUGUUUGUAAUGAGUAAAGCACCUGAAUUGGGUGAUACACUUUUCUUGAUUCUACGUAAAAGACCAGUAAUUUUCCUCCAUUGGUAUCACCAUGCACUUACUUUUAUUUAUGCAACAAUUACUUAUGCUGAAAGACAGGCUUGGUGCCGUUGGAGUUUGGCAUUAAAUUUAACUGUGCAUACAAUUAUGUAUUUUUAUUUUGGCCUUCAAGCCUUAAAAGUAAAAACACCCCGACUUUUUGCAAAGUUUAUUACAAGUAUACAAAUAUUGCAAUUUGUUAUCUCUUGCUAUAUUUUUGUUCAAUUAUUGAGAAUUAAAUCAGCUAAUAAUAUACGUUGUGAUGCUAGUUGGAAUGUACUCACAUUGGGUGCUUUAAUGUAUUUAUCUUAUUUAUAUUUAUUUGGACAAUUCUUUUACAAUGCUUACAUUUCGCCUAAAGACAAAAAUUACAAAAAGAGGAUAAUUGUAGAUCCAAUUAUGUCUAAUGGAAAUUUAAAGAUGGGAAAGAAUAAUUUAAUUAAUAAAAAAGAUAAAUAA